AUGAACGCUGACAAAAAGCAAGCGGUAUUGGACCUCAGCAGACAUGUUGAUCAGAAAGUUCGCGUCAAAUUUUCAGGAGGUCGUGAAGUGGAGGGCAGGCUGAAGGGGUUUGACACGCUGGUGAAUCUGGUGUUGGAUGAGUGCAUCGAGUACAUCCGCGAUCCUGACGACCCCUACAAGCUCACCAAUGAAACUCGACAGCUGGGGUUGAUUGUGUGCAGAGGAACUGCUGUCACACUAGUUUGUCCAUGCGACGGUAUGAUGGAGAUUGCCAACCCUUUCAUUUCAGCUGAGUGA
Molecule: messenger RNA, 297 nt
Organism: Guillardia theta CCMP2712
Lineage: Eukaryota; Cryptophyceae; Pyrenomonadales; Geminigeraceae
Exons: 4
Coding region: 1-297 (98 amino acids)
Biological process (GO): mRNA splicing, via spliceosome; nuclear-transcribed mRNA catabolic process
Cellular component (GO): U12-type spliceosomal complex; spliceosomal tri-snRNP complex; Lsm1-7-Pat1 complex
Molecular function (GO): RNA binding
Source: RefSeq, a predicted model, not a curated record